CGUGGAUAAGUGACUUAAUCUUGAUAAUGGGAAUACAUAUUUUGUCGUUUAACUGCGAACUAUAAACCUGUACGUGUGUCUGAAUGAUAUAUACAUUUUUAUACAAAUAGAUGGAAAAAUUGUUCUUACGAUUUAUAUAUAAAACAUACGACAUAAAUAUUAAAAAACUACAUAAACAACAUGACAAAAAAUAGUCGACCUACAAACAGGAUCGACAAGUCUGAACGCACACAUCAACUAACGCGCCUUGAUAUAGGGAAAUCGAAAGUAGUACAACAAAGACAUCUCAUAAUGACUGCGAUGUUUGAAGCAUCUCAAAAUAAAGGAUCAGAUCUAUUUUACGACGUGAGUUGUUCAGUGUGCGAAGAUGAAGGCAUAACCAAGGAAGGAUCAUUUCAUUGUCAGAAUUGUUCCAAAUCAUACUGCGAUAAAUGUGUGGUAAUGCACAACAAACUAUUGAAAAAUCACUCAGUAAUAUCAAAAUGUGAUAGUGACAACUGGCCUGUUUCCACGACGUGGGGCAAAACUCUGGAGUUAUGUGAGGAGCACUCUGCUGAGAAACUGACGAUGUUGUGUGAAGAUCACGAGACGCUGCUCUGUCAAGUAUGUCACCUCCGAAAACAUAAGCAAUGCAGACAGGUAGUUCUAUUGAUUGACAAGGUUAAAUCAUCAACACGGCGUAUGAACGUAGCUCAAAUGACAAAAACAAUUGAACAGUCACAGACAAGGUUACAGGAAAUAUUGGACAUAGAAAUAAAGAACAUUUCAAAACUUCAAGUGUCGUACGAACAUAUUUUGGAAGAAAUACGUGAUGCACGUCGACAUAUUUACGAGAAUCUUGACCGGCUUCAGCAAAACACAAUAAGAGAAUUGGAAACAAUACAUGCGAGCUUAAAUGCCUAUUUAGAAGAUAACACCAAACGAUGCUUAGAAUUUAUUUCAAAGCUAAAUGGAUAUGGCACACAACUUAAAGAUAAUAUGUCACCCGAACGGUCGUUUAUUACGUUUAGAAAAUGUCUUGAUGAAAUCGCAGCAACAGAAUCACUCAUAAAAAGCAUGAAACAAAAUGAUGCAAUGGAAAUUAAACACCAGCCUAACCAUAUAUUAAACGAAUGUCUUGAAGAAUGCACUGAUCUUGGGAAAAUCACCAGUUGCAUAGGCGAACCACAACACGAUGUUGAUCCAAACAAGAUUGUAUGUAUUCAGGACAUGUCACAAUAUAAUGUUCAAACUGAUAACAUGAACUGUAACAUAACUGAUAUGUGUGAGGCGCCCGACGGGGAAUUCGUCAUUUUGGAUUACACCAACUGUUGUGUAAAACUACUAGAUCAGGCGUACAGGGUGGUUGAUCAAUUAAAGCUACCUACUCCUCCGUGGUCCAUGUGUAACAUUAACUUGUUCGAGGUGGCGGUGACUGUAAGCGAAUAUGAUGCUGAUGCUCUUAACGGGAUUCGUGUCUUACUUGUAGAUAACAGAGAGAUUAUACAGAUAAAGGCACUUAAAAUGGAUCAUGUCUGUAGAGGAAUUGCAUAUCACAAUACCGAUCUGUUUGUUACCUCCGGUACAGCGUUAUACCAAUACACAAUUGAUGGACGGUUUGUUGAGAAGUUAUACGAAGACAGUUCUGGAGAUAACACAGUUCUAGACGUUGGAGUAAGCCCUGAUGGUAAAAGGAUCUACUUGACAGACAAUGCCAAUGACAAGAUUUGCAUAUUGACCAGGGCUGGAGCAGUCACAGCCACGCUUCAGGAUGGUGCAUUCAAAAAUUGCUAUGUCACAGCUAAUUUACACGUAGCAGCCACAGGACAGGUUUUCGUCGUCGGCGACAAAUCCAUAAGUCAAGUUGAUACAGUCGGCAAGACAAUCCUCAAUACCAUCUCUGUUGACAGUCCACAACCUGCAUCUGUCUACUUCAAUACACACAAACGAACACUUCUAGUUGGAUUUUGGAACAACGACCACAUCAUAGAAUUCAAAACCACAAUAAUCUGAUACAUUUACCCCUUUACUGAAAAUAUAGGCAAAAUAGGUGAACAAGUGCAAAUAUAGGAAGCUAUAAGAAUCAUAACAUCAUAUAUACAUUUAGUCAUAUAUUAACCGCAUUUUAUGGUUAAUAUUUAUUUUAACUUUUGUAAUCAAAAUCGGUUUGUUCCAAUCCUCGAAUAAAAUGAUAUUUUUAUAGGAGCGGAAUUAAUUUAGUGCGUGUAAUGUACUUUCAAUUUACGGUUUUGAUGUUAUUUACAUGAAAUUUAGCAUUGAACUGCAUGUUUGUUUUGUAUGUAUUUUACGUGUACAGACUGUAACAAAACGUUACGUAUUAUGUACUUAUUUCAUUCAGAUUAUAUUUCUUAUUUUUAUUUGAAAUGUUUCCUAAUUUAAAUCAAAUCAGUCCAUAUAAUUGUUUUUGUGGGAAUGUGGCAUGUGCAACACAGAAUGUUAUUUUAAACUGAAUGAUAGUUAAAUGUCGAAGAUAACAUAAACGUAUAUGUACAUAUUUGUUGAUUAGAUAAUUAUAAUUUCAUGUAACAUAAAUAUAAUAAGAUACACACAAACAAUAGACAAACCUUGUUUUAGCUCAUCUGUGCAUAAAGUGCUCAAUAUGAAAUAUUGUGUUCACCUCACGUCAGAUGUUAGUCGUCGUCUGGUGAGGGGUAAGGUAUGCGGAGAGCGUAGUGAACUUCAAAUGUGUGUCCGCUCAUUAUGCCACAUUUUUCAUCAAUAUUGAUGAGACUGGGUCAACAUAAAAUUAUAUUUAUCUAAUCAACAAAUAUGUACAUAUACGUUUAUACGGACAUUAUAUUGGCCGAGUUUGAAUCUAGGUUACGUAGGUAAAAAAAACUAAGUCACCAGAUCAAAUUAAAAAAACCCUUCUUUCUACUCUUUGUUUGUCGGAACGUGUAUCGGAAGUUUUAUGUUAGUAAGUCAAACUAUUAACAAUAUAAAGAAGUGAAACAAAUCACGUUAGCCAAAGUAGUAUAGACUUGAAUGACUAUAUUGUGUAUACAAGUUUUAAUUCAAUAUUUACAAAUGAAUGUGUUCCUAUUGGGAAGAUCAUAUACAAACGGUAUGCUCAUAAUCAUAUACGUUGUCAUAGACAGUUUUCACAUCUCAUCGAUGUAUUUGUUUUGUUAAUUUACUUACUGAUUUCAUAUCGCUGAUUUUGCUAUCUCAAUGUGACUGGUGUCCUUUUCGUUUCAGAUGUUCACAAAAUUGUAUUGUAAUAUGUCCAGUUUGCGUCAGUAUAUCAUAUAAAGCUAAGUGAAGUAGGCAUGUCUGUCAAAUUUAGACUAUAGGCGCAAAUUCUUCGUUUUGUUUUACUCUAGUGCAAUUAUUUACUCUAGUACACAAUCGCUGAUUUUGCUAUCUAAAUGUGAAUGAUGUCGUUUUCUAUUGAGAUGUUCACAGAAGUUAUUGUAAUAUGUCCAGUUAUUGUCAGUAUAUCGUAUAAAGGCGAGGUAAAGUAUAAAUGUCUGUCCAAUUAAGGCUAUUCACGCAACUUUAUAGUUUUGUUUUACUCUAGUUCAAUUAUUUGAUUCCGUCUUUUGUAUAGUGAACGUGCUUGUAUAGUCCUCCAUUAAUGGAAUUUAUUACAUAAGUAAUACAGCUAAAAUCCUUCAAUUUGAGUUAGGCAUGGAAAUACCGUAUACAAGUACGUUGCAACAAAAUAAAACUUUGUGAGUUUAAAUAGACGAAGAUUCUGGAUAUUUAACAAGUGUUUUGUCUUUGUUUUCGAUUUAUAUUUCAACUUGACUGUGCGGCUGUUUAUUCGUUUACACGCGUCAGUACAUGAAUUAGCGUGAUUGUGUCUUUUCUCAUAUACAUGUACUAAACUUCCAUAGAAACGUUUAACACUUGUUAGAUUAUACGAUAUAUUGUUAAGGUAUUUGUAAAGUUCAUCGAUUGAUACAUUUCUAAUAUUUCUGCAAUAACAACUUACUAUAUACAUGUACUUUUCAUAACCAUUAUGUUUAAAAGUAGAAAAUGAUAAGGUUCAUAAGAACUAAAAAGUAAUGCUAUGAUACGCUAACAUUUUAUAUAUCGUUACUAUUAAAAGUAACACAAUCGAAGUCGCGAGCGGACCGUUUUGCACAUAUUGUACAUAUUGCAAGUCAAUAUGAUCAUUUUUCACAAGAUCAGAAUGGCUUAAUUGGUAAAGCAACCCAGGCCGGUAUCAUUAGAUGGGUCAUGGGUGGUUUCGGGUUCGAAUCCCGAUCUGACCUUCGUAGGUAAACUUGUGGCUGCAAGGCUGGCAACUGAUAGUGUGACAAUCUGUUUUCCUUUUAUAUGGCCCAUUUGUUGUUUAAUUGCUGAUUUAGAUAAAAUAAUAAAUAGUUCAUUUCCUUAUUUUUUUAUGCCAGUCUUUAUGAACUCCACAUUCUUCUGCUAGGAAGUGCCUUCAAUAAUUUAAUUCAAAUAUUAUCUGUAUUACAGUUUUUUGUUAGUUUCUUCUACUAAACAUAUUAUAAUUAAUAGUGCUGAGCAAUUAUAUAUUACAGACCAGCCACUUAUAUCACAUGUUAAGGCUAGAAUUAGUUUUCCUUCAUACUUUUGAUUUGUACUCCAUUGUUAUUGUUAAAAUGCCCCUACUUCCGGUUAGAAGGUAGACAUUUGUUUCUUCAAGUUAAUGUCAUUAUUUAAGAAUUCAUACAAAAUAAGUAGCAGCUAUCAAAUUUUAAUCCUAUUGUGCAAAUUUCUGUCAAUUUUUAACAGUAAGAAUUGUGUACAUCCAUAGCCUUUUGACUUUAAAUUGUCACACUUGUUCCUUUGAAAUCGACAGGAUCCAUCUUGAUUUUUACUGUGCCCAUUGAUAAGCAACUUAUGUCAAGCCGAUUUUAAAAGUCCUUGAGUAUCAUUUUGUAUUUGCAUUAAUUGUUAAAGUUCUGAAAUGAAUUCAAUUCAAGGCAGAAAACGCUCCUUUGAGGUAUUAUUAUGUUGUUAUAUUUUGUUGCACAUUUUAAAGUUGCUUCAACGUUACAAAUUUUCUUUAGGGGAAUCCGGGUAAAUUCGGACGAUUUUUGCACUCCGUAAAGAAGCAUAUGUCGCAAACGGUUUUGUGUAUUUUACGACUUCAAUAUUUGCAAGUAGCCUAAAUAAAUACCGUAUCUCUGACUUAAACGUUACAUUAUAUGAUAGUAAGCCUAACAGCGAAAAAUAUACGAAGAUCAACAGGUUUAUUUAUAUAUUUUGUACAUGUCAAAAACAAUGAAAUACAAAUCAUAAUUUCA
This is a messenger RNA of Dreissena polymorpha, 5225 nucleotides long. RefSeq lists its product as uncharacterized. The record is from RefSeq and is a predicted model, not a curated record. Gene Ontology annotation, molecular function: zinc ion binding; protein binding. NCBI's taxonomy places the organism in Eukaryota, Metazoa, Mollusca, Bivalvia, Myida, Dreissenidae. The coding region runs from base 181 to 1992 and encodes 603 amino acids. The transcript has 3 exons.